AUAAGACAUGUGUAAAGUGUAAUACACGUGAUAACUAUAACAAUCAUUAAAUUGUCACUCAAUUGAUCCCAUUGUGUAGUCGUUGCCCUAAAUGGUGCGGUAAUGACGGGUCAAUCGGAGUCAGAGUCGGAAUCACUGGAAGUGAAUGUUUUGGUGACAAAUGAGACGAAGAGUUGUGUGAAGAGAAUUCGGGAUCAAUUCGUGUGCUCUUAUGAUGACUGCAACGCUGUCUUCAAUCGACUCUAUCGUCUCAAUAGACACUUAAGACGACAUUCAGGAGAGAGACCAUUUGUUUGUCCAAUAAGUGGUUGUUUUCGUGCCUUUAGUUGUAAAUCAUAUCUCACUAAACAUCUUAAAAGACCGCACAAUACGGACAAUGCGGACAAAGCGGGAGAAGAAUUGGUCCAAUCGAGUGACGCCAAAGUGAAGAAGUGUUACAAACAAUACGUCUGCAAAGAUUGCGACAAAGUAUUCAAAACCAAAUUUCAAUUCAAAAUGCAUUGUUUCCAACACUCAGGAGUGAAGCCCUUUGAGUGCGACAAAUGUGACCAACGGUUUGUCACUAAAGCCAAACUCAAGAGUCAUCUGAAGACACACGACGGCUAUGCGUGCGCUCGAGAGGGAUGUGAUUACAAGACAUUCAAAUGGAGUGAAUUGCGUAAACAUAUCGCAGUCUUUCAUAGAGUUUACCUUAAAUGCGAUUCUUGUGAUAAAGUCUUUAAGAAUUCAUUUAAUCUUCAUUUACACCAAAAGACUAUCCAUUUGAGUGAAAACCACAAAAUUGUCUGCACUUAUGCUAAUUGUGGCAAAUCAUACUCUAAUGAAUCCAAUCUUAAGACUCAUAUUAGAACCACACAUGAGAAGCAACUCUUUGAAUGCACUCAAGAAGGAUGUGAUAAGACUUUUCUUCACAAGAAGUCAUUGGCAAAGCAUUUGGAGACUCAUUCAAA
Molecule: messenger RNA, 950 nt
Organism: Medioppia subpectinata
Lineage: Eukaryota; Metazoa; Arthropoda; Arachnida; Sarcoptiformes; Oppiidae
Source: the annotation of a GenBank genome assembly